Molecule: messenger RNA, 477 nt
Organism: Botrytis byssoidea
Lineage: Eukaryota; Fungi; Ascomycota; Leotiomycetes; Helotiales; Sclerotiniaceae
Exons: 2
Coding region: 1-477 (158 amino acids)
Cellular component (GO): cytosol
Molecular function (GO): deaminase activity
Source: RefSeq, a predicted model, not a curated record
AUGUCCGGACUACAAUACUAUGCAUAUCCCACAGCGGGCGAAGAAAAACUCAAGCAGCAUGGUUACAGCCAAGCCGUUCGAGUAGGCGAUCGUAUUGAGUGCGCGGGCCAAGGUGCGCGGCUGGGAUCCCCACAGCAACCUCUACCCCCCACCCUUACCCAGCAAAUCGACCAAGCCUUUUCCAACGUACAGCUCAACCUCCAGCACGCCGGUGGUCUCGGCUGGAGCCAAGUCUUCCGGGUGAAUUCGUACCACGUGGAUAUGAGCGACGACGCGCUCGCGGCCAUGACGCGGAACUUCAAAAAGUGGAUGCCGCACCAUGCGCCUAUCUGGACGUGCGUGGGAGUAGAGAGGUUGGGGGAUCAGGAGAUGAAGGUUGAGAUUGAGGUGGUGGCGUUGGAUGGGGAGGGGGCGGAGAGGGCGAGGGAGGCGAGGGAGGGGGGAAGAGGUGAGGGGAAGGAAAAGGGGGAGGGAUGA